AAGAAGUCCAACAGGUUGGAUCCAAGUCUUAGUGGAAGACAGAAAGAAAGAAGGUUCCUUCGAGUGUUGGCAGGAUUUCCUUUGAGUCCGCGAGCCAACAAGACGCCACUCGACCCUCACAUUCCUUCAGGGAGCACAGAUGUCUGGAACAUGACUUCACCUGGCAGGAGGUCUCACCUGACUUUUCUUCCCAAACAACUUCCCGGUGGGGGGGGCAGGUGGUCAUGCUGGGACCACUGUGGCCCACUGGACUGCUGCUCGGCUUCAUGGGCGUCUGCCACACGUCAGACUUACGCCUUCCCCACUUUCUGUAUCGCUUGAGCCCGUUAGAGUCACAGGGGAUCAGUGCGUGCUGGGAAUCGUCGGCCGACCUCUGACGCUGCCUUGCUUCUACCCGGACGCGGUCAACUUCACCCACGCCUCCGUGGAGUGGCGCAGGGACGGCCAAGUGGUCCUCAGGUCCACCUGGGCGGGGGGGAAGGUGGACAAUGUGACCACGCCAGCUGACCAGGAGAAGGUGGACAGGGACCAUGUGACCAUGUCGGCCGACGCCCACUUUUCAGGAAAGUUCAGUCUGACGGUGAGCGAGGUGGUCACCCAAGAAGACGAGGUGUCCUACAGUCUUUGGUUCAGCUCUGAAGGGACUCCCAGCACCAAAGUUCCCCUUUGCACGCUGUGUGUCAGGGUCACAGGGGAUCAGUGCGUGCUGGGAAUCGUCGGCCGACCUCUGACGCUGCCUUGCUUCUACCCGGACGCGGCCAACUUCACCCACGCCUCCGUGGAGUGGCGCAGGGACGGCCAAGUGGUCCUCAGGUCCACCUGGGCGGGGGGGAAGGUGGACAAUGUGACCACGCCAGCUGACCAGGAGAAGGUGGACAGGGACCAUGUGACCAUGUCGGCCGACGCCCACUUUUCAGGAAAGUUCAGUCUGACGGUGAGCGAGGUGGACACCCAAGAAGACGAGGUGUCCUACAGUCUUUGGUUCAGCUCUGAAGGGACUCCCAGCACCAAAGUUCCCCUUUGCACGCUGUGUGUCAGGGUCACAGCUCCUUUUAGCGACCCCGUGCUGCAGUGGGAGGAGCCAGAGGACAGCGGCGAGAGCAACUUCCUUUGCCACGUCAUGGGCGGCUUCCCUGAGCCCGCCCUCUACUGGUUGGUGGACGGCGACGCCCCCGAAGGCUCGGUGAGGACAGAGAUGGAAGCGCUGCCAGACUCCGGUCUCUACAACGUCACCAGCUACCUGACCGUCAACGUCUCCGACGCCAACGUGUCGUGCGUCAUCCAGAACCCGCCCAUCAACCAAACCUUGACCGCCACGACACACGCCGUGAGGCGCAGCCCGGUGGUGAGUCGCGCUACGGACGCCAUUUGGAUGUUUAGCACCGCCCUCUGCGUGGUGGUGGGCGUCAUGGUGGCCGUGGGCGUGGCCUACCAGAUCCACCUGGACCGGCAGAGCAAGAAGAGGAAGAUGGAACACCUCAGACGGCGCCGCAGAGAUUACUGCAGGAGACGUCACGAGACGGAGGAAACGGAGGUGAUAUCUGUGCAUUCGGAGGAGACGAACCUUUGACCAACCACGAUCUUCCUCAUGAUUGGAACCUGUAGCCCCGCCUCCUCCUGUUCCGCCUGUUAUAGACUGCUGUGUGUCAAACACGGCGUUACAAAACAGUACCCGUGGUGCAGGAAUAAAGGCAGAAUGAGCAAGCAAGAUGUUAUUUUUUUGAACAUGAAUGGACUUAAGUGUCAAGAAAUAAAUAAGAUGUCCACAUAAAAAAGA
Nerophis ophidion (straightnose pipefish) is the source of this 1777-nucleotide messenger RNA. RefSeq lists its product as uncharacterized. The record is from RefSeq and is a predicted model, not a curated record. The transcript has 7 exons. NCBI's taxonomy places the organism in Eukaryota, Metazoa, Chordata, Actinopteri, Syngnathiformes, Syngnathidae. Gene Ontology annotation, cellular component: external side of plasma membrane. Bases 539 to 1570 code for a protein of 343 amino acids. Gene Ontology annotation, biological process: positive regulation of T cell proliferation; negative regulation of T cell proliferation; cellular response to lipopolysaccharide.